This is a messenger RNA of Aethalodelphis obliquidens (Pacific white-sided dolphin), 3003 nucleotides long. RefSeq names its product galactoside 2-alpha-L-fucosyltransferase 2. Gene Ontology annotation, biological process: carbohydrate metabolic process. Lineage: Eukaryota; Metazoa; Chordata; Mammalia; Artiodactyla; Delphinidae. Gene Ontology annotation, cellular component: membrane. The transcript has 2 exons. Gene Ontology annotation, molecular function: galactoside 2-alpha-L-fucosyltransferase activity. The coding region runs from base 1593 to 2666 and encodes 357 amino acids. The record is from RefSeq and is a predicted model, not a curated record.
UUUCUUUCUACUUCCCUUUCUCUUUUCCUGUCUUUUCCCAUCUCUCUCUCUCCCUUCCUUCCUUCUCUCUCUCCCUUCCUUCCCUCCAUCCUUCUGCCUUCCUACAAGCAUCCCCCUUGGCCCCCGUUGUUCCAUGUCCCAAGCUCGGCAAAUCUGGAGCCAGACAGAGGCUCCAAGUCUUCUCCUUGCCUUUCAAGCUGGAGGAAGGAAGAGAAAACCGUGGUGGGGAGAAGGCAGAGGCCACUCCACAAGGAGCUUUCCUCCUCCUCCCUCGAUGCUCUCUCUUCCUUCCUCCAGCUUUCCGGUCCUCAGAGGGUUCCUCUCCCCCGUCAGGGGCAGAGUCUGAGGAAUCCUGUGGGGAUCUGGACCCGAAUGAAAGUGCUGUCCUCUCCAAGUACCCGAGUCAAGUACAUUCCGUGCAGGGCUGAGUGAGUGGAGGCUUCACUUUCAGUGGCCUUGAGAAAGCGGCCUUAUCUGGAGCUUGUGCUCAAUAAGGCUGAGACUUUCGUGAACCAAAACUGAGCUUUGAAAUAAACCUUAUUCACCAAACCCAGCCUCCCUGGCUCCUUCCUUUCAAUGCGGAAGGGGCUAGAGGAGGUUGGACCACCCAGAAGUCUAUUUCUGGUUGUGUCCAACACCUGGGGGCACCCAAAGGUCCCACACCCCCAGCUGAGUUGGUUCAAUUCAAAUCCAGGCAUCUAGUUGACAAGGCUGAGUCUCUUCUGGAAAGAGAACCCUCCUGUGAUCUUAAUGGACUCGGAGGGUUUCGGAGACAUAGAUCAGAAGCAGGGAUGUUGCUACCUUAGGUCUCGUGCUAACUUUUCUCAACCAUAAUGAACCCUAAAGGACCACACCGGCAUAGCUUCUGGAAGCUUCCCAGCUUCAAUCAGGUCACAGCUAGCUGGAUGUAGCCCCAGGGUUCCCUUCUUAAUGGCCAUUUGGUUCAACAGUUUGACCAGGAACACGAGCUCUAGACCAAACCAAACAGAAACCUUUAUCUCUAACCUACUUUGGUGCAGAGCUUCCAGGAUAUGCUGCGAUUAAAGCCUGCUCAGGAGGAAGGGUUUUUUUUUUAACCUGGGUGGGAACCUCAUAUUCACAGAGAAGGAGGGGGGAAGUCUUUGGAAGAGCUGAGAGAACAGAAAGCCAUCUUUCCUGGGACUCCUCCCAGAUAUCGGCAUUCCCAUUCACUCAGAGUCCAAGCUUGCUGAGUCAGUGGCCAGACCUGGACUUUCCCUGCGGCGACAUGUGUUGGUCCAGCCUAGACUGCAGAAGGACAAAGCCCCUCAAUCAUGUCUAGAUGGGGUCUUAGCAACAGUAAGGUGUUAACUGUGAUGACGUUAAGUAAGGAUUCUUCUGCUUUUCCUUGCUGCCUUCUAGCCACGUAAGGGGGAGUCAGAACCAAUUCAUUUCCUGCUUUUCGUUACUUGUGCUCUGCAACCUCAUCCUUUCGGGGCCUUUGAUUCGUUCUAAACAAUCUCAGCCAAUAGCUUAAUUAACUGCUUCACUCUACAAACCACCGCGUCAAGAUUUAUGACCCAAGAUGGGGAAUCCUCAAUGCCCUGGACCUCCUAUAACGAUGUCGCAGGAGAAUGUGGUGUGAGAGGACUGUCACGUCCCAGGUCUCGGCCAUGCUCAGCACACAGGCACCUUUCUUCUUCCCCACGGCCCCCUUCAUCCUCUUUGUCUUCACGGCUUCCACCGUAUUUCACCUUCAGCAGAGGCUAGUGAAGAUUCAGCCCACAUGGGAGUUACAGACGCUGGAGCUAGCAACCGAGGAAUCUCCCUCGAGCCCCCAGCAGAGCCCCCGGCCAAAGGGCAUGUGGACGAUCAAUGCCAUAGGCCGCCUGGGGAACCAGAUGGGGGAGUACGCCACCCUGUACGCCCUGGCCAAGAUGAAUGGGCGGCCGGCCUUCAUCCUGCCCCAGAUGCACAGCACGCUGGCCCCCAUCUUCAGAAUCACCCUCCCCGUCCUGCACGACACCACGGCCAGCAGGAUCCCCUGGCAGAACUACCCCCUGAACGACUGGAUGGAAGAGCGGUACCGACACAUCCCGGGAGAGUACGUGCGCCUCACCGGCUACCCCUGCUCGUGGACCUUCUACCACCACCUCCGCGCCGAGAUCCUCCAGGAGUUCACCCUGCACGACCACGUGCGUGAGGAGGCCCAGAAUUUUCUGCGGGGUCUGCAGGUGAAUGGGAGCCGGCCGAGCACCUACGUAGGGGUCCACGUGCGCCGGGGGGACUACGUCCACGUUAUGCCCAACGUGUGGAAGGGCGUGGUGGCUGACCGGGGCUACCUGCAGCAGGCCCUGGACUGGUUCCGGGCUCGCUACCGCUCCCCCAUCUUCGUGGUCACCAGCAACGGCAUGGCCUGGUGUCGGGAAAAUAUUGAGGCCUCCCGUGGGGAUGUGGUCUUUGCCGGCAAUGGCAUUGAGGGCUCACCCGCCAAGGACUUUGCAUUGCUCACGCAAUGUAAUCACACCAUCAUGACCAUUGGGACGUUUGGGAUCUGGGCCGCCUACCUCGCAGGUGGAGAGACCAUCUACCUGGCCAAUUAUACCCUCCCAGACUCUCCCUUCCUCAAAGUCUUUAAGCCAGAGGCAGCCUUCCUGCCAGAUUGGACUGGGAUCGCGGCAGACCUGUCCCCACUCCUCAAGCACUGAUGUUAGUUGGUCCAUCAGCACUCCAUUCCCCUCUUCUGGAUCCCCCAAGAUCUGUUCCAAGGUAUGAGAAGCACAUUAUUACAUGUUCCAGAACACUGCCCUCUUGUACCAUAAUGCUUCAGGCUGCAAGUAACAGAAGUCCCAACUAACUUGUUUAAAUAACAUGUUCAUGUGUCUCACACAACAGGACCAGAGGUGGCACAUCUCCAGGGUUAAUUUAGCAGCUCAACCAGACCCCAGUUCUGGGACUUCCCUGGUGGCGCAGUGGUUAGGGGUCUGCCUACCAAUGCAGGGGACAUGGGUUCGAGCCCUGGUCCAGGAAAAUCCCACAUGCUGC